Suillus clintonianus is the source of this 2154-nucleotide messenger RNA. RefSeq lists its product as uncharacterized. Gene Ontology annotation, molecular function: zinc ion binding; DNA-binding transcription factor activity, RNA polymerase II-specific. The record is from RefSeq and is a predicted model, not a curated record. Bases 1 to 2154 code for a protein of 717 amino acids. Gene Ontology annotation, biological process: regulation of DNA-templated transcription. The transcript has 5 exons. NCBI's taxonomy places the organism in Eukaryota, Fungi, Basidiomycota, Agaricomycetes, Boletales, Suillaceae.
AUGGGCGGUGAUCAUCAAUGUCCAGUCUGUCAAGCAACCUUUACUCGUCCACAACAUGUAGCUCGUCACAUGCGAUCACACACAGGUGAUCGUCCAUACAAGUGUCAGUACUGCGGAGACCAAUUUGCACGGAGCGAUCUUUUAUCACGACACGUCAACAAGUGUCAUGCGAACGAAAAACCACCUCAAUCUGCAACAAACGGUCGUCGCAAGGGCUCUGCGUCAACCUCGAGAGCAACUACUUCAAAGCAGGCAUGUGACCAAUGUGUCCAAUCAAGCUUACCGUGCGACGGUUGCAACCCUUGUUCCAAGUGCGUACAACGCAAGAGUCGAUGCACUUACGUCAAGUUUCACCGCCAAACCGCACCAAGUGGCCCAGGUCAUCAUGUCCCUCGUCCCGCUUCAGUCUCAUCUCUCGGCAAUGGACGUCUAUCAAUGGAUGACUUUAUCCUUGGCCCUCCCCCUGUGAGCGUACCCAGUAUGGAUACUUCUUCGGGUGAUCCGCUUUACCCAACCCCAUUCUCCUUCAAUCAUGGCUUUGCUUCGUCAGCAAACGCCGUACAUCUUCCCAUGUCCAUAUCUUCCGACUCCGAUAUCGCUGGAAGAAAUCGGGUCCAAGCUGAGCUCUUGCGUCAUGCCGGCGCUCCCAUGCUUGCAAAUCCUCAAGGUUCAUCCGUACUUAGCACAAACCCAGGAUUGUCCGUUGCCCAAACUAGUCCACCCCAGUUCGCGUCUUUGGACGAAGCUUUCUCACAAAAUCAAUAUGGUGCGGACGGUUUAGAUGAUUUCAGCUCAGAAAUGUUCACCGGGUCCUUCAUUGGGUCAGCCUAUCGGCCUCGCAGAGGCUCUGUUGAUUAUAGCGACGGUAGUAGCGCUUCGCAAUCCAUCCCUUCCAGCGCUACUUCGUCCAAUGUCCAUCUCCCCCUCUCUGCGGGGGACAUGUACCAGGGCGCAUCAGAGGAUUUUCAACAGCGUAUGCUGCUUGACCCUCAACGUCGAAGAGACUCUAUGUCCUCUCCCUCUGCGCCUGAAUCCCACGACCAGCAACCAGAACAUUCUCGAGGCGGUGAAGGCGGGUUCUCCUCCGCAUUUGGACUCAUGUCAAUUGACGACCCAAAUGUCCUUGCUGGGCUCUCAACAGAUGGUGUACCUUUUUUUUCAAACGCAGCGAUGAAUAUGCGACCUCAUUCCCCGAAUGCUACUCCGAUGCCGCCCAAGGCGCUGUCACAACAGCAGCUCAGAGACCGUGGCAUGUCCCUCUCUGCGUUGCCCACGCCUGGCUUGGGUCGUGAUAGCGAUAUUUUGUGGAAGACGUUCAUGCGCACGCCCAUGAGUGGACCUAACUCAGAAGCGCCAGGCGCCAUGCCGCAAUCUCCCUCUCCACGCCGAAGAGUUCGAGUAUCCUCUCUCCCAAGUUCCAAAACACCCACCGUAGAGCGAGCCCUGCCUGGCAUGACAAACGGGCACGCAGAGGGAAUGCGCAGCACGCUACAUGGCAACCCUGAAGACCUCCGGAGCUAUGAAGCUGCUGUCAAUGCUCGCAAUGCAUCGCUCAACCUCAACCUCCCCAAACGGCGAGGUACGCGUCCAAGCCCACCCGCCACUGUUUCUUCAGGUGCACGUGGCACUAAUUGUCGCACAGAUACCACACAUUCGCAGUUGAAUGCCAAUUUUGACUUGAAUGUCAGCCGUCCAUCCAGUUCUUCGUCGGCGUCGUCGCUUUCGCAUGCGUUCGUGUCGCCUCAUCUGCCUCCUGUGAAGGGAGCAGCGCCUCCUAUGAAUGGGAUGUCCAUUUCGUUGCCUGUACCUCGCGUUAGCAGCAUGGGGAGUUCGAGCACACAAAGCGGGUCGAGAGAUGGGUCAAGAGAGUCUUCUGUCGCGUCUGACUGCACGGGAAGCUCGGAGAACGAGAUGUUUCGACCUGCUUUCAAGCGCCUUCCUUCGCAGACGCUGGGUCCGGCCAACGCCAAACGUGCCCAAUUAGAAAAGAACGCAGUUGCUGAGAAGGGAGCUUUCAUUGUGAAUGGCGAUCGCACUCUACUUGGCGUUCCAAAUGCUGUCUCACAGCGUCACGUCGCAGCGCUUCCCGAGCGUGCUCGUCACACGAGCGACAAACAUUCAUCGAGGGUUGGUUUGAACGCGCCACGGCACUAA